AGUUUAGGGGAUUCCCAGCGUCCAUUUUGCCCGGAAACAAAUCUUUUCAAAAUGAAAACAACAACGUAAAACAUGGAUUGAGGUUCAAAACAAAGAGACAAUUCAUAAGGUCAGAAGGCACCUAGUCGCAGCCUAGUCGCAGCCGAUCAUGGCUGCGGGAGAGUACAGAAACCUUCCUGACCUACAGCCAGAGGCAUGCCCAAUCUGUAUGGACACUUACAAAAACCCGAAGAUUUUGCCGUGCAGUCACACAAUGUGUCGGGAGUGUCUGGAGAAUUUGCUAGCUUCUGGAUACAAGUCAGAUGUGCUUGUCUGUCCCAUAUGUAGGAAACAAAACCAAGUACCGCCAGAAGGUGUAGGAAAGUUUAUGCCAAACUAUUUUGUUCCCACAUCAUCAGGGGAAUCAGUAUUGUCUACAUGCAAUGUAUGUGAGACUGUUCUAUCCGACUUCCAAAAGAAAUCUGGAAGAUGUUCUUACUGUGAUGGUCAGAUGUGUGCCCAGUGCUAUCAGAAACACUGCCACCCCGAGAAUGAGAUGAGAGGUCUUCGACGCACUGCAUCACAAGAAGAUGAGUACAGUGAUGGAUUAGAGUUGGAUGGCUCUCAUCGUAGCAUCAGGGACAACCUUAUGCUGCAGCUUCAGGGUAAGGCUCAGAGUAUCAUAAGCGGAAGAAUGGUCAGUACAUUUCAAUGUGAACAACAGUCGGCACAACCGAUCAAGGUCACAAAAAUUGUGGUGACAAAAGAUAACAAAAUGUGGAUCCUUGUAGGAAACGGCCCGUUCAUUAUAAAGUAUGAUUCUCAUGGCAUGGAACUUGAUCGAAAAUUUGUGGACGGGAAACUGUUGGACAUUGCAUUACACACAGAUGGUUCUCUUCUUAUGGUUUUAGAGAACUAUCACUUUGUGAUGAUCUUGUCUUAUACAGACUCCCAAAUAAGGGAAUAUGUGAGUACCACAGACAGCCUCAGCCCACAGUGUAUUCUCACGCUGCCGACAGGGUGCCUAGUUGUGACCGCAGUUAACUUGAGAUCUGUACAACAAGAAAGCAUUAUCCUUUUGUACAACGGUCAAGGUACUAUUAUCAACUCCAUUCAGUGUAACCAACGAGGUGUGGCAUAUGGUACGAUUGUCUCCCUUGCCAGUAAUCUUAAACAUGGACAAAUUUGUAUUGCUGAUGAAAAAAGGCAACAUGUUUACUUCUUGAGGGAGGGUGUAGCUCCACUGACUUUCACUCGGCCUCAAGGGUUCCCAACAAGGAAUCGAGGAGGUAGUUUCUCAAACUCAAGGUAUCGGGGGUUUAAACCAAAAUCAAUGUCCUGUGACUCAAAGGGAAAUGUGUUUGUCUACGACGAUGCUUCAGGUAUGAUACUUGUGCUGAGCUCCUCAGCCAAGCUUCUAGGUAUUGUCCUGCCAAAUGAUGCAGACUUGGCAGGAAAUCCAAACUGUAUAGCCAUUGACUGUCAAGAUAGGCUUCUAGUUGGGGACGAGUCAUCAGGAAAAGUUCGUAUUUAUGAAACCGAAGCAACUUACAAUAAUCUGGGUCAAAUAGACCAAGAUGCUGGGGCAUUUUUUGCAUCAAUGCAGCAGCGUUUGACUGAUUCAGGAGGAGGUGGGAUCCAGGAGCUGGUGGACAUCUCCAGCCAAAUGAGUGUGAAUCCCAACAUGUUUUUGAAUGCUGUGCUCAAUCACCAACAAAACUAUUAAUAAAGAGCAUUCUAUGAAUUAAGAUGUACCACAAAAUCAUGAUUGACAAACAUUCUUAUAUAUAUAGUUACCCUAUUUAGUUACCCUAUUUAAAAUUGAAGUGCAAGGGUGAUAAUAUUUCAAUCAAAUAAGGAUCGAAAACGAAAUGUUUAGUAUGGAUCUUGCAGGCAGCAGGGUGAUAUUCUAUGAAUCAUGUUUUGUAACAAUAAUAUUAAUUAACACCAAGAGUUUUAAUAAUUAUACAAAUACAUGUUAUACACCUUUUUAUCAACCAUUUGUCUACUGUAAAUGAAGAUUGUCAGUUGGUCAUUUGGUAACUUGAGAAAAAUAUUGGGUGUAAAUUAAACACUACUGUGAUAUGUACAGAUCAUUAAGGGUGCUAUAUUUGAUGUUAAUGUAAGAGCAAUGUUCUCAUCUAGAGCUUGUGGAUAAAAUCUGGAGACCCAGGUGCAGCUAGUGGGCUCAAGAUUAAUCCACAUGCAUCAGAUAGGAAACUUGAUCAAACUAAAAACUUGUAAAUACUUGUGACUGUGCGAUAAAAAGCUGUUUUUAUAUACAAGUACAUGUACAUGUAUAUGCAGGGAUAAUCCUGGUGGGGGCCAUUGAUACCUCAAAAAUGAAAUUGACCCUUCCAUUUUCCAUUUUCCAAUUUUCUUUUAAUUGUACAUAGAAUAGCCCCUCUUAAUUUUGAUUUUGACCAAAAAUUGCUGAAAGUGGCCCACUGCUCUCAACUUCCAGGAUUUUCCCUAUAUAUGUAACUAUAUUUUAUAUAGCUAAUAUAUUUUCCGUUCACUUAAAAGCCACCUUGUGUCAUUAUCCUUCAAGUGUUGUUGAGAAAAUGUUAACAAAUACAAGUGUACAGGUUUUGGGUGUUGUAAUGCCUGUCUGUUCUGUAAUUCAGUGAGGGGGGGGGGGGGGGGGGGGGGUCGGAAUCAAAACCUAACAUUGCUGUCACGUUCAGUAAUGGCACAUUGUGAUCUGUCUCAGCAAAUUAACAUUAUCUUAUACAAAUAGUUAUUUAAUUUUAGAAACAACAUUCCCAUAUGGGAAUGUCCAUUCUUAGUUCUGUUCUUGUCUUUUUCUGUGCGGCCCGAUUAAUUUUACUUUUGCAUCAAAUGCAGCUUUGACUUGAAAUGGCUCUAUUGAAGUCGAUACCAUUAAACAUUCUUGUACAGAAAGAAAAUAUGAAACUGAAUUGAACCACAGGUCAACAUGAGUACCCUUCAGACAAAAUAACUGGACUUUAAAAUACAGCAGUUUUAGAUGUUUCUGGUAAAUCUCGGUAAAUGUUAUAUUCCAAUGGUCAGAACUUAACUGCUAAAGCAAUGUAAUGCCAACGCAUUUCCUUUGGUUAAGGAAUUCUUUAACCUAAAGUUUAAUCAUUUAAUUUUGGCUAAACCUCCAGUGUAAGACUUUACUACACCUAUAACCUUAAAAAUGAGAGAACACAAAAAGUGAUAACAACCUAUACUGAAAUGUUAGGCGCAGUGCUUGUAAUUCUAAUUUUUGAUUGGUUGAAGUUGCUCGACGAUUAGUUACUGCGCAAUAUUAUUUUGUUUUUAUCAGAAACGAAUAAAUAUCGUUCACUAACCAUGAAUUAAACAAUAUUGUCUGACUGUUUAAAUUCAAUUCUAAGGGAUAACCAGCAUUGUUGUUGUGGUUAUACAGUAUGGACACUGAAAAAAACUACCGUAUAACCCCAAAAAUAAUGCUGGUUAUUCUUUAUGUCUCUGAAGUCAACAUAAAUUUGUUCCUAAAGAAAAAAUUGCUAAUGCAAAAUGAUACUAAAUUGAUUGUAAGUGCACAGCAUACAUUGGCCUUGUUUGGAAAUACAUGUAUACUAUAUAUAUGUACAAGAUGCUAUGCAAGUGGUUGAUCUUAAGCUUGCAUACUGUACAAUACAUGUACGCGGACCGUUACAUACAUUUUGUAUUAGAUCUGAAGUAAUGCUAUGGGUUUUCUUAGUCCUAAUAUAAUGGUCACCUCAUCCCUCAAGUGUGUAAUAACCACAUACAGUUGGUUGGUUGGUUGGUUGGUUGACGGGUUUAUCACCUACAUGACUCCACCCAUACGGGUUUCAUCUCACUGACAGAGUUUGGUGUUCCGAAACUUGUAUGGGUGGAGUAAUGUAGGCGAUAGACCCGUCAACCAACCAACCAACUGUAUGUGGUCAUUACACACUAGAUGACCACAUACAGAUCCUAGUCAAUCAAUUAUAGUGGCAGUAGGCCUAGUCAUUGUACAUGUGCAAUACAGCAGAAAAUCUACUUUCUAUUUGCAGAGGGAUUUUUCAACAGUUCAAUAGACAGGUGUAUAUUGUUUGUUUAGUAUUACAAGGACAAAUGUAAGAGGCGAAACCUGAUUAACAAAGCAUAUGUUCCAGAUGGCUCAACUCAUUUACCCCUGAAGACACAUUUGAACUCUUCCAAUACAAAGGUUGGAAUAGUUCAUUAUGAAAUUUCAGGGGUGAAUGAGUUAAACAUCAUUGUUAAGCAUUGUUAUUGGUGAACAGUGAACUAGUGGUUUAUUUAAUUGUUAUGAUCGUUAUGUUUUGAAACAAUGAAAUACCAGUGCUCCUGUCUGUAUUAAAUUACUUUGAAAC
This is a messenger RNA of Mizuhopecten yessoensis (Yesso scallop), 4307 nucleotides long. RefSeq lists its product as uncharacterized. Gene Ontology annotation, cellular component: nucleoplasm; chromatin. The record is from RefSeq and is a predicted model, not a curated record. Gene Ontology annotation, biological process: positive regulation of DNA-templated transcription. Lineage: Eukaryota; Metazoa; Mollusca; Bivalvia; Pectinida; Pectinidae. Bases 149 to 1705 code for a protein of 518 amino acids. Gene Ontology annotation, molecular function: ubiquitin-protein transferase activity. The transcript has 2 exons.